AUGAGCCAGAGGUUCACAGUGAGCGCUUCAUCCAGGAGUGACGGCGAGCUGGGAGAGAUCAACCAGCUGUUUGAAGGGGACGAGCCCAACCCGAGCUCCUCGGAUCUCUCAGAGGACCCUGUGAAAGUGGUUAGUACUGUUGCCUCACAGCAAAAAGGAGAUGGAAAUCCCAAGGAGAGCAGUCCUUUCAUCAACAGCAGUGAUCCGGAGAAGGCCCAGCAGUAUGAUGGCAAAAACAUGGCAUUGUUUGAGGAGGAGAUGGACACUAGUCCCAUGGUAUCGUCUCUGCUCAGUAGCCUUGCCAACUAUUCCAACCUGCCUCAGGGCAGCAAGGAACACGAGGAAGCCGAGAACAACGAAGGUUCCCGUAAGAAGCCUGUACAGGCUCCACGGAUGGGCACACUGAUGGGAGUAUAUUUCCCCUGUCUGCAGAAUAUUCUCGGUGUGAUCCUGUUUUUGAGGAUGACCUGGAUGGUGGGGAUUGGAGGGGUCAUCGAGGCCUUCAUCAUCGUCCUUAUGUGCUGCUCCACGACUAUGUUAACUGCAAUUUCUAUGAGUGCCAUCGCCACCAAUGGAGUAGUACCAGCUGGAGGCUCCUACUACAUGAUCUCUCGUUCCCUUGGCCCUGAGUUUGGUGGCGCUGUGGGGAUCUGUUUCUACCUGGGGACCACCUUUGCAGGAGCCAUGUACAUUCUGGGCUGUAUUGAGAUCUUACUGAUCUACAUAGUGCCACAGGCCGCCAUCUUUAAGAUGGAGGAUUUGGAGGGGUCAGAGGCAGAGGCAGCCAUGUUGAAUAACAUGCGAGUGUAUGGCACGUUGGUGCUGACCUUCAUGGCCGUGGUGGUGUUUGUUGGUGUGAAGUACGUCAAUAAGCUGGCACUGGUCUUCCUGGCCUGUGUUAUUUGCUCCAUACUGGCUGUGUAUGCUGGAGUCAUCAAAACUGCCUUUGAACCACCUCUGUUCCCGGUGUGUGUCGUGGGGAACCGGACUCUAGUUUGGAAAGGCUUUGAUGUGUGUGCUAAAGUGAUUGAGAAAGACAAUGUUACAGUCACUACCAAACUCUGGAGUCUCUUCUGUGACUCAGAGUUCCUCAAUGCCACCUGUGACAGCUACUUCGCCAACAACAACGUGACAGAGUUACAGGGCAUUCCCGGCGUCACCAGUGGCAUUCUUAAAGAGAACUUGUUUGGGAAUUACAUGGAGAAGGGCCUUUAUCUGGAGAAGCUGGGGCUUCCUUCUGUGGAGGAGCCAGACGCUCUGCCCACAAACACUAAAGCCUAUGUACUAUCUGACAUCACCACUUUUUUCACACUCUUGGUUGGGAUCUACUUCCCUUCAGUUACAGGCAUCAUGGCAGGUUCGAACCGCUCUGGUGAUCUGCGGGAUGCUCAGAAGUCCAUCCCCAUUGGCACCAUUCUGGCCAUCAGCACCACCUCCUUCAUCUACAUGUCCUCUGUUUUGCUUUUUGGUGCCUGCAUUGAGGGAGUAGUCCUGAGGGACAAAUUUGGUGAAGCAGUAAGAGGGAAUCUGGUGAUAGGUACAUUGGCGUGGCCAUCCCCCUGGGUCAUCGUCUUUGGCUCUUUCUUCUCCACUUGUGGGGCGGGGCUACAGAGUUUGACCGGAGCACCACGUCUUCUGCAGGCCAUAGCCAGGGAUGGAAUAGUGCCAUUUCUUAGAGUAUUCGGCCAUGGCAAAGCAAACGGGGAACCCACCUGGGCUCUGCUUCUGACUGCCUGCAUCUGUGAGAGCGGAAUUCUUAUCGCGUCUCUGGACUCGGUCGCGCCAAUCCUCUCAAUGUUCUUCUUGAUGUGUUAUAUGUUUGUGAAUCUGGCUUGCGCUGUACAGACUCUAUUACGGACCCCCAACUGGAGACCUCGCUUCAAAUUCUACCACUGGACUUUGUCAUUCCUGGGCAUGAGCCUGUGCCUCUCGCUCAUGUUCAUCUGCUCUUGGUACUAUGCCAUCGUUGCCAUGGUAAUCGCCAGCUGUAUCUACAAGUAUAUCGAAUUCCGGGGGGCAGAGAAAGAGUGGGGUGAUGGGAUACGUGGGCUGUCUCUGAGUGCAGCACGCUACGCACUUAUGAGGCUGGAGGAGGGGCCACCACACACCAAGAACUGGAGGCCUCAGAUCUUGGCACUGGUCAGUGUGGAUGCAGAGCAGAAUGUUGAACAGCCUCGCUUGCUGUCUCUGACCAGUCAACUGAAAGCAGGGAAAGGACUCACUAUUGUGGGCACUGCACUAACCGGAACCUUCUUGGACGAUCAUCCUCUGGCCCAACAAGCUGAGCAGUCCCUGAAGAAGCUAAUGGAAACAGAGAAGGUGAAAGGUUUCUGCCAGGUUGUGGUUUCCUCCAACAUCCGCGAUGCCACCUCGCACCUGGUGCAGGUCAGUGGGCUUGGAGGCCUCCAGCACAACACUGUGCUCCUCAGCUGGCCACGCAACUGGAAGCAGGCUGAAGAUCAUCAGCUCUGGAGGAACUUCAUCGAGUUGGUCAGAGAGACCACAGCUGCAAGUAAAGCCCUGCUGGUGGCGAAGAAUAUCGCAGCAUUCCCAUCAAAUGGUGAGCGUUUCACUGAGGGUUACAUCGAUGUUUGGUGGAUUGUUCAUGAUGGUGGCAUGCUCAUGCUACUGCCCUUCCUCCUGCGCCAGCACAAGGUGUGGAGGAAGUGCAAGAUGCGCAUCUUCACUGUGGCCCAGAUGGAUGAUAACUCUAUUCAGAUGAAGAAGGACUUGACAACCUUCCUCUACCAUUUGCGUAUAGAUGCCCAGGUGGAAGUAGUGGAGAUGCAUGACAGCGACAUCUCAGCCUACACCUAUGAGAAGACUCUGAUGAUGGAACAGCGUUCUCAGAUCCUCAAGCAGAUCAAUCUCACCAAGACAGAGCGUGAGCGUGAGAUCCAAAGCAUCACUGAUAGUUCACGUGGUUCGAUUCGUCGCAAGAACCCAGCAACAGUCAACACCCAUUUGAGUGUGACUGAGGAAGUAACAUCCAGCAGCAAGGAAGAUAAACCAGAGGAGGAGGAGCAGCUCAUCCACGAUAAGAGCACCAACCCACCAACACCCGCGACCCCACAGUCCCCUGCCACUGAGGUCGUGACUCCGAGCACAGCUGUCCAGAUGACCUGGACUGAGGCCAAAUGUGAUGGAGAGCAGCCCAAACCUCCAGGGGCCAGCACACCUGGGGCCAUCAAAGACCUUUUCAGUAUGAAACCAGAGUGGGAGAAUCUAAACCAGUCCAAUGUCAGACGCAUGCACACUGCUCUCAGACUCAAUGGUGAAAUCGUGAAGAAAUCUGGGGAGGCCAAGUUGGUCCUGCUCAACAUGCCUGGUCCACCCAAGAACAGGACUGGAGAUGAGAACUAUAUGGAGUUCCUUGAGGUUCUAACCGAGGGUCUCAACCGGGUCCUCCUUGUGCGUGGUGGAGGUCGUGAGGUCAUCACUAUCUAUUCUUGAAAGAACAGCCCGCAUCACCCCACACCCAUCCUCAGCCUCAACCCUACCAAAUUUCUCAUUCACACAGCCAACCCCAAAACAUUCCCUUAUCACACCCAAGCAAUAUCCCAUAAUUCCCUGAGUUUAUCCUACCCCCACCCUAAAAUGGAGCCACCA
This is a messenger RNA of Neoarius graeffei (lesser salmon catfish), 3609 nucleotides long. RefSeq names its product solute carrier family 12 member 5a (gene slc12a5a). Gene Ontology annotation, molecular function: potassium:chloride symporter activity. The transcript is spliced from 27 exons. Lineage: Eukaryota; Metazoa; Chordata; Actinopteri; Siluriformes; Ariidae. Gene Ontology annotation, cellular component: membrane. Bases 1 to 3453 code for a protein of 1150 amino acids. Gene Ontology annotation, biological process: potassium ion import across plasma membrane; chemical synaptic transmission; chloride transmembrane transport. The record is from RefSeq and is a predicted model, not a curated record.